Oreochromis niloticus (Nile tilapia) is the source of this 1850-nucleotide messenger RNA. It is a transcript of the gene chst14, whose product is annotated as carbohydrate (N-acetylgalactosamine 4-0) sulfotransferase 14. Gene Ontology annotation, molecular function: sulfotransferase activity. Gene Ontology annotation, biological process: dermatan sulfate proteoglycan metabolic process; carbohydrate biosynthetic process. The record is from RefSeq and is a predicted model, not a curated record. Lineage: Eukaryota; Metazoa; Chordata; Actinopteri; Cichliformes; Cichlidae. Gene Ontology annotation, cellular component: membrane.
UAAGCAAAAAGUGAAACUCCGGUUUACCCCUGGUUGAGGGUUUUUUAUUUUGACAGCCAAAACAGGAAGUGCUUAUAUUAAAACACAAAAACACUUUUCGUGCACUUUUGAACUUAAGAAUGGGUACGUGGUAGGUAGGUUUUUACUGUAGUUAGCGAGCAACUUAGAAAACCUGGUAGGCAUCAAACAGACAAGCCGGACACAAAGUAUGCUCCCUCGGAGGCAGGAGUACGGCAUGAAGAGGAGCGGAGGAGCGCGGAGCGGUUCGGUUAUAAACUUCAGGUCAGCGAUGAAGUUGAGCUCCGGCCGCCGCAGCUCAGCCGUGCUGCCGUCGCUGUUAACCUUCUUGGUGAUCGUAGCAUCCGGAGGCCUGCUGCUCAUGAUAGAGAAGGGAAUGCUGAACGGCAUGGAGACGCCUUCACCCCGCGGUAACGGCAGGCAGUUAGACCUCCACCGGGGGCGCGGGGGACGCAGCCCAGACGCGGCGGACAUGGAGUCCCAGAUCCUCCAGGAGAUCCGUAACCGGACCAUCAAAACCAUGUGCAGUCAGAAGAACAUGCCCCACAGUGUGUGGUCGCUGAGCCCUCUGCAGAGGAAGACGCUGCUGCAGCAUGUCCUCGUGAACGACGAGUACCGCUUCCUCUACUGCUACGUCCCCAAAGUGGCCUGCUCCAACUGGAAGAGGGUUCUGAAGGUCCUGAGCGGAGCCUUGGAAAACGUGGAUGUCAACAUCAAGAUGGACCACCGCAGCAACCUGGUCUUCUUGUCCUCUCUGAAGCCCGAAGAGAUUCGCUACCGCCUCAAGCAUUACUUCAAGUUCAUGUUUGUGCGGGAGCCCAUGGAGCGCCUGCUUUCCGCGUACAGGAACAAGUUUGGCGAGAUCGAGUCCUACCAGAAAAAGUACGGCGCGGAGAUCAUAAAGCGUUACAGAAAGGGCCGCGCUAAGGAUGCAGCUAUAACAGGAGAUGAUGUGACUUUUGCAGAGUUUGUCCGUUACUUGCUAGACGAGGACGUGGAGCGCAUGAAUGAGCACUGGAUGCCCAUAUAUAACUUAUGCCAACCUUGUGCUGUUUCUUAUGAUUUCAUCGGGUCCUACGAGCACCUGGAAAGUGACGCGGAGUUUGUGCUCCAGCGUGUUGGAGCGCCUCCUCAUGUUCACUUUCCAGAGAGGCAAACGUGGUACAAGCCGGUCACCACGGAAACAAUACACUAUUAUUUAUGCGGCUUACCACAGAAGCUACUGAGAGAACUCCUGCCUAAGUACAUUUUAGACUUUUCUCUAUUCACAUACCCUCUCCCCAACACAACCACUGCACACUGUCGGCAUUAAAUGAGCAAUGCUUUAUAGUUGUAUUAUUUUUUAUAGAAAACCAUUUGUACUAUUUUUAAGGAACAAAUUGUAUUUUCAGAGCUGUUACACAGGUUUACUUGAUGUCUGCGUGCCUUUUAAAAGUGCUGAUUAUUGGACGAGAAAGACUUGACUUCAGAACCACUAAAGCUUGAAAUCAAAUUCAAAAGAAAAAGGUCAACCAAACCAUACGUUAUGUCAACUGUUACAGUAAUUAUAUCUGCUCAGUACACAACGAUGGAAAUAUUAAUAUGGUUGCAAGACCAAAUUCUGUUUUUAUUUGUUUCUCUAUACACUGUAGACCUUAGAAAAAAAAAAGUUCAGUGGUUUUAGUGAGCAUUCAGUGGUUUAGCAGGCUAAAACACGCACCAUGUUCUGGGAUGGUCAAGGGUUUCAUAUCAAGCUUAUUUAACGCUCAAUCACAGCCUCUGGUUGCCAGCUCCUCUCCCUCUUUGAUGUAACUGAGAUUAUUUACCAUGUAAUAAAACUGAAGUUUACCUUU